Messenger RNA from Pristis pectinata (smalltooth sawfish), 1727 nucleotides. RefSeq names its product V-type proton ATPase subunit d 2-like. The transcript has 8 exons. Gene Ontology annotation, molecular function: proton-transporting ATPase activity, rotational mechanism. Gene Ontology annotation, cellular component: proton-transporting V-type ATPase, V0 domain; vacuolar proton-transporting V-type ATPase complex; early endosome. Gene Ontology annotation, biological process: proton transmembrane transport; vacuolar transport; vacuolar acidification. The record is from RefSeq and is a predicted model, not a curated record. Lineage: Eukaryota; Metazoa; Chordata; Chondrichthyes; Rhinopristiformes; Pristidae. Bases 21 to 1073 code for a protein of 350 amino acids.
UGACAACUGCAAGUUGAACAAUGAGCUUUGCGGAAUUUUACUUUAAUGUGGACAACGGUUACCUGGAAGGUUUGGUCAGAGGGUUUAAAGGUGGGAUCCUGAAACAGGCAGAUUUCCUCAACUUGGUGCAGUGUCAGACUCUGGAAGACCUGAAGCUCCAUCUCCAGAGCACGGACUAUGGUAGUUUUUUGUCCAAUGAAACUGGUCCUCUCACUGUAUCAGUAAUUGACGAUAAACUGAAACAGAAACUGCUGCUGGAAUUUGUCUACCUGAGGAAUCAUGCAUUGCAGCCACUCACCACCUUCCUGGAUUACAUCACGUAUAGCUACAUGAUUGACAACGUUAUCCUGUUGAUUACGGGCACAUUGCGCCAGCGUCCAAUUUCUGAACUCCUUCCUAAAUGCCAUCCCUUGGGCAGCUUCGAACAGAUGGAAGCCGUUCAUAUUGCCCAGACUCCUGCUGAACUCUAUAAUGCCAUCCUGGUUGACACACCACUAGCUUCCUUCUUUCAAGACUGCAUCUCAGAGAAUGACCUUGACGAAGUCAAUAUUGAAAUAUUACGAAACAAACUUUACAAGGCUUAUCUCGAAUCGUUUUACAGCUUCUGUAAAGAGCAGGGUGGGCAGACUGAACAGGUGAUGUGUCCCAUUCUGGAGUUUGAAGCUGACCGCCGUGCAUUUAUCAUCACCCUGAACUCUUUUGGCACUGAGCUGAGCAGAGAGGACCGGUCUGCACUAUACCCAUGCUGUGGCCGGCUGCAUCCUGAUGGUUUGGCUCUCUUGUCCAAUGCCGAAGAUUUUGAGCAUGUGCGUGCAGUUGCUGAAUAUUAUGCGGAAUAUAAAUAUUUGUUUGAAGGUGCGGGGAAGAAUUCUAAUGAGAAGACCCUUGAGGACAAGUUCUUUGAAUAUGAGGUGAAGCUCAACGUGCUGGCAUUUGAUAGUCAGUUUCACUUUGGUGUGUUUCAUGCUUACAUGAAGCUGAAGGAGCAGGAGUGUCGGAACAUUGUGUGGAUCGCAGAGUGUAUUGCUCAGAGGCAUCGUGCUCGCAUCGACAACUACAUCCCCAUACUCUAACUGCACAGCCACAUAGAUAGGAGCAGUGCUAAUGUUACCAACUCCUGUAACAUGUACUAAGUAACUGAUCCUCAAUAACCAGUUGCGGUAACUUGCCUGAGUAACCACCCCUCCCAAUAAACCUCAAGUAAUAUGCUUUUUGCUCAUCACAUAAUUUGUCCCCAAUAAUCAACCUUUAAUCAUUUGCUGGUUUCCAUGAUCAAUUCAGUGAAAGUGGUUCCAGACUGAAGAUCAAGCACCAACAUGAUUGGAGAUGUGCAAUCCUAAUAAUAAGCUCUGUCAAUAUUCUGUCUGGUUUAUUGUAUUCUGCAAUGUUACUGCAAUCAGAAUGAUUUGUUGUUCCAGAUUAUAAUAUUGGAUUAUAUCUACUCAGCUACUGGCAUUUAAUUAAAAAUGAGAGUUAAUCCUUGUGCACAAACCAUUAAAAUAAUUAAUUCAUAUCUACUUUUUGAAUUCUGUACAAAGUAACACAAAAUAUGUCAGUGUCAUAAUAGUAGUGUCACAUAAUAGUGUCAGGGUCUGGUCAUUGGGACUGUCACACUGCCUGGUCACACUAUAUAUUGGGACUGUCAUAGUGCCCCAUUGAUACUGUGUAAUGGGAUUGUCAUAUUUCCCAAUCUGUGUCAAGGUAGGACAUUUCAACAAUGGAUGAAA